AUGCCUGGGGCUACUGGCUUUGGGUGCCAGCGUCACUUGGGCUCGGUCAACACACGUGCACAGAGCACCCACUAUGAGGCAGGCGUGGCGUCGGCCCCAAGCUUAGCUGCGAAGCAGAACUCACCGCAGGACACGGACGCUGUCGCCGCGGGAAACUCUAGCCCCCACCGAAGACCAACUUCUAGCAAACCCCCUUACCCGGGCCCUAAUCCACUAGGUCCUUCCUGGUCACAAUCAAACACCGGAGCCCGGGCCCUUGAGAAGCAAUCGUCUCCUACAAUCGCUGGCCAGAAGCUCGCCUGGUGGGCGGGGCCGUGCCCGCUAGGGGCGGGGCGAGGAGGCGGAAGUCCCCGCCCUCCUGAAGCUUGGUUGAGAAGUAGGCCCGCAGUUGCAAAUGUAAGGCUGUUUGAAAGCCGGCGCCACCGGUGGCGGGAAGCUCCCCCUAUGCGCCCAUUGGUGGAUUCAGCCCAUUUUGAGCAGUGGGGAACACUCACGGACUGUGUGGUAAUGAGAGAUCCAAACACCAAGCGCUCCAGGGGCUUUGGGUUUGUCACAUAUGCCACUCUGGAGGAGGUGGAUGCAGCCAUGAAUGCAAGGCCACACAAGGUGGAUGGAAGAGUUGUAGAACCAAAGAGGGCUGUCUCAAGAGAGGGUUCUCAAAGACCAGGUGCCCACUUAACUGUGAAGAAGAUCUUUGCUGGUGGUAUUAAAGAAGACACCGAAGAACAUGCCCUGAGAGAUUACUUUGAACAGUGGGGGAAAAUUGAAGUGAUUGAAAUCAUGACUGACCAAGGCAGUGGCAAGAAGAGAGGCUUUGCUUUUGUAACCUUUGAUGACCAUGACUCUGUGGAUAAGAUUGUCAUUCAGAAAUACCAUACUGUGAAUGGCCACAACUGUGAAGUAAGGAAAGCCCUGUCAAAGCAAGAAAUGGCUAGUGCUUCUUCCAGCCAAAGAGGUCGAAGUGGUUCUGGAAACUUUGGUGGUGGUCGUGGAGGUGGUUUUGGUGGGAAUGACAACUUUGGUCGUGGAGGAAACUUCAGUGGUUGUGGUGGCUUUGGUGGCAGCCGUGGUGGUGGUGAUGGAUAUGGUGGCAGUGGGGAUGGCUAUAAUGGAUUUGGUAAUGAUGGGAGCAAUUUUGGAGGUGGUGGAAGCUACAAUGAUUUUGGCAGUUACAACAAUCAGUCUUCAAAUUUUGGACCCAUGAAGGGAGGAAAUUUUGGAGGCAGAAGCUCUGGCCCUUAUGGUGGUGGAGGCCAAUACUUUGCCAAACCACGAAACCAAGGUGGCUAUGGUGGUUCCAGCAGCAGCAGUAGUUAUGGCAGUGGCAGGAGGUUCUAACUAACUUCCAGGAAACAAAGCUUAGCAGGAGAGGAGAGCCAGAGAAGUGACAGGGAAGCUACAGGUUACAACAGAUUUGUGAACUCAGCCAAGCACAGUGGUGGCAGGGCCUAGCUGCUACAAAGAAGACAUGUUUUAGACAAUACUCAUGUGUAUGGGAAAAAAAAACUGAGGACUGUAUUUGUGACUAAUUGUAUAACAGGUUAUUUUAGUUUCUGUUCUGUGGAAAGUGUAAAGCAUUCCAACAAAGGCUUUUAAUGUAGAUUUUUUUUUUCUUUUUUUUUUGCACCCAUGCUGUUGAUUGCUAAAU
Cynocephalus volans (Philippine flying lemur) is the source of this 1648-nucleotide messenger RNA. RefSeq names its product heterogeneous nuclear ribonucleoprotein A1-like. The transcript has 3 exons. The record is from RefSeq and is a predicted model, not a curated record. Gene Ontology annotation, cellular component: catalytic step 2 spliceosome. Gene Ontology annotation, molecular function: mRNA 3'-UTR binding. Gene Ontology annotation, biological process: mRNA splicing, via spliceosome. Bases 1 to 1338 code for a protein of 445 amino acids. NCBI's taxonomy places the organism in Eukaryota, Metazoa, Chordata, Mammalia, Dermoptera, Cynocephalidae.